AUGAACAACCCACACGCUGUUCAGGAAUUUACAGUUUAUGUAGGUAACAUAACGCCUGAGGUUCCAAAAGAGCUGAUUCACGAGCUGUUCCUGCAAGUGGGUCCUGUUAAAAGCAUUCGAUACCCCAAGGACAGAAUCCUGGACACGUACCAGGGAUUUGCAUUUGUAGAGUUUUAUAGCGCCGAAGAUGCAGAAUAUGCAUGUAAAUGCUUGAACAACGGUGUGAAGUUGUACGGGCGGGCUCUCAAGGUGCGCAAGGCAAACGGCACCGCGAAUGGGCCAGGCUCAGACAGUGCGAGCCAGGCUGGGGCUAUAAGCGGGGGAGCCAAGCUGUUUGUGAAAAAUAUUGACGAACUUGUGGAUGCAGCGGCUUUGGGUAAGAUCUUUUCGAAAUUUGGGCCGCUCGUAAGACCUCCCGAGAUUUUCAGCCUGAAGCAGAAUCAAAUGAGAUGUGCAUUCGUGUAUUUCACGACUUUCCAGCACUCAGAUAAGGCCCUGGCAAAACUCAAUGGCCAGAUGGUGAUGAACAGAUGCAUCAGCGUGGAUUACGCCUUGAAAGAGGGCAGCAGGAGUGAGAAACACGGCGACGAGGUCGAAAGACUGCUCGACGCUGAGGCAGCCAUUAACAACGUGGGUGUAGCGUAG
Messenger RNA from Lachancea meyersii CBS 8951, 645 nucleotides. Lineage: Eukaryota; Fungi; Ascomycota; Saccharomycetes; Saccharomycetales; Saccharomycetaceae. The record is from the annotation of a GenBank genome assembly.